Messenger RNA from Lodderomyces pseudojiufengensis, 498 nucleotides. RefSeq lists its product as uncharacterized. Gene Ontology annotation, molecular function: ubiquitin-ubiquitin ligase activity. NCBI's taxonomy places the organism in Eukaryota, Fungi, Ascomycota, Pichiomycetes, Serinales, Debaryomycetaceae. The transcript has a single exon. Bases 1 to 498 code for a protein of 165 amino acids. Gene Ontology annotation, biological process: protein monoubiquitination; protein polyubiquitination. Gene Ontology annotation, cellular component: ubiquitin ligase complex. The record is from RefSeq and is a predicted model, not a curated record.
AUGUUGUUCGAAAAUAAGAAUAAAGGUACAAGCUCAUCACAAGAUAAUUUUGAUAUAAUAACUGUGAAAAAAUUUCAGAAAUAUGCUUAUGAAUUGUCCAAAUUAUUAAAAGAAUUAGGUUCCGAACUAAACGUCGAGAGAGAUAUAGUUCAAGAUAUCAAAUGUCUAGCAAAUUUAACUACAAAGUACGUACAUUUAAGGGUCAAGAAUAUUAAAUUUGACAAUUUUGCAUCAAUCAAUCAAGUUGCUUGGGUUAAAACUGUCGAGCAAAGUACUAAAGGUAAUGAAGCAUUCGAGGAUAUAAAGUAUGUCAAAAAAUUCAAUUUAGAAAUUGAUAUGGGCUCGCUACAAUUGCGUCCUUCUUUAUCAGAUUUUUGUUUGGUACCUGAUUUUCAAAGUUGUUUAAUCGGUAGAGUGUAUUAUUUAAAAAUUGAUUUUAGAUUACAUACGGCUGAAAAGGUGUCUUUAAGAAUUCCCAUAGUGCUACAAAAAACUUGA